AUGUGGAGCAGAUGUGGCAGCUUCAAGGUGGCCUGUUGCCAGCCCUCCCCCUAUCCCACCUCAGCCACAUGUCCCGCAGGACCCACCCGGGAGGACCAGGCGGCCACGGUGCUGCAGUGCGCGGUCCGCCGACACCUGGCACGGAAGGAGGCGGCACGGCGGCGGCUGGAGCGCGAGGCCUACCUGGAGCAGAUGGAGAGGCUGCAGCGGGAGGCUUACCUGGAGAUGGUGCGGCGCGAGCAGGCGGCGGCGCGGCGGCGGCGCGAGGAGGAGGAGGAGGCCGAGCGGCGGCGGCGGGAGGAGCAGCGGCGGCGCGUGCGUCUGCGCGAGGCGGCCUUCGACGGGAACCUGGCUGAGAUCGACGCCGUGCUGCAGGAGGUGGAGGUGGAGAUGAGCCGCGAAGGCGUGGGCCGCGACGAGGCGGGCGCGGAGCGGCGACGGCAGCGGCGCGUGGCCACGGUGGAGAGCGAGGACGGCUACGGGAACACGCCGCUGUCCGAGGCGGCCGCGGGCGGGCAGCCACAGGCCAUCCGGCUGCUGGCCGAGCUGGGCGCGAACCCCAACAGCAAGGGCGCGUUCGGGCGCACCCCGCUGUACCGCGCUGCCUUUGGCGGACACCUGGAGGCCGUGGAGGUGCUGCUGCAGCUGGGCGCUGACCCCCGCGUGUACGCCGAGGACGGGAACACGCCGGCCCAGGUGGCCUCUCUGGAUGCCGUGGUCCACGUGCUGCAGUCGUGGGACCUGAGCCUCACGGAUGCCAUGCUUGAGAACAUGGAGGCGGAGAGGCAGCGCCGCGCCCAGGAGGCCCAGCAGCACAAGGAGGCCGAGACCCAGCGGUGUGGCCACCUGACCAACAAGGUGCAGCAGCUGGCCAAGGGGCAGCAGCAGUGCCACAAGGAGCUGCAGCAGGCCUACUGCGAACUGUACCGGAGGGUCACAGAGCACGACAAAUGUGAGCAGCGGCACCAGGGCUUGUCCCAGAUCACACUGCAGGCCAUCAAGGACGCCGAGGACCGAGUGGACAGGCUCCGGCAGGAGGCCCAGAAGGCUGAGGAGACGCUGGCCCUGGCGAGGCUGGAACUGCGGGAGCAGACCCCGGAGGAGGAGGAGUUCCCCGGGCUGAAGUGCCAAGUCACCGAGCUGCAUGACGUCCUAAUGAAGGACGUGGGCGACCGCAUCUAUAUGGAUGGCCGGUGGCCCCUCGUAAUCGACCCUUCGGGGCAGGCGGCCACCUUCCUGCGCUACCAGGACACCAACUACGUGGACACAGUGAACCCAGACCACAUGAGGCCAGAGACCAUUCGCCUGGCUUUGCUGGGGGCGCUCAGGUUCGGGAAACCGCUGGUGUUCGACCUGCGCGAGGUGGACCUGUUCCCCGUGGUGCAGCGGCAGCUGGACGCGGUGCAGCCGGGCCUGGCGCAGGAGCUGCUGGACCGCGCCCUGCUGGAGCAGGACCGGUACCUGUCACUGCUGCGAGCAGGCGACGGGCCCGAGUACAGCGCCAGCCAGUUCCAGGAGGCACGGCUGGGCCACUUCCGGCUCUUCUUCGUCACUAGGCUGCGGUGGCCUCCGGCCGAGCAGCUGCAGGUCCUGCUCCCGGUACGCGUGGAGCCGCCGCGGGGCCCCUAG
Messenger RNA from Sorex fumeus (smoky shrew), 1629 nucleotides. RefSeq names its product IQ motif and ankyrin repeat containing 1 (gene IQANK1). Gene Ontology annotation, cellular component: nucleus; cytoplasm. The record is from RefSeq and is a predicted model, not a curated record. The coding region runs from base 1 to 1629 and encodes 542 amino acids. Lineage: Eukaryota; Metazoa; Chordata; Mammalia; Eulipotyphla; Soricidae. Gene Ontology annotation, biological process: regulation of barbed-end actin filament capping. The transcript is spliced from 12 exons. Gene Ontology annotation, molecular function: protein binding.